This is a messenger RNA of Pseudophryne corroboree (corroboree frog), 5110 nucleotides long. Its product is annotated as NTPase KAP family P-loop domain-containing protein 1-like. The transcript is spliced from 4 exons. The coding region runs from base 84 to 2309 and encodes 741 amino acids. The record is from RefSeq and is a predicted model, not a curated record. Lineage: Eukaryota; Metazoa; Chordata; Amphibia; Anura; Myobatrachidae.
UGAGAGGUCACAAUAACACAAAUGUCUCCCGCUCUCAACAGGUAUACGGAUCUCUGGUGGAGCACCUGAUAUCAAGUGCUGACAUGGGGCUUCAUGGCUUCAAGACCAAGGAUGACAUCUAUUGCUAUUCUCUGGCCAAGGCUCUAUAUUAUGUUGUCUCUCCUGUAACAGUCGGAUUUUAUGCACCAUGGGGCAGGAGUAAGGAUAUCCUUCUCAACAAGGUUGAAUCAUACCUAUGUGCCGAAACAUGGAGGAAGGAACAGGAUGAAGUCCUGAGGAACGGACAGAAUACAAGGAAAACCACUGGAAAAGACCUCAUCAAGCUCAUCUUCCUUAUAAUAUUUUACCAUCCUGUCAUCACAGAGAAGCACAAGCAACGACAGAACAUACGUUAUGUCUUCAUCCGGUUCAGUGCAUGGGAAUUCGCAGGCAGUGACCAACUCUGGGCUGGGCUGAUUACAACGCUAUGUGAUGGCAUUGAGAGAUGCUUUGGAUUGGCGCCCAUUAGUGUUUAUCGAACAGUGGCCAAAAAAACCAAAAUUAUAGAUGCUCCACUUAAACAGGAAUGGGUUAGUAAGACGUUUUUAUGUAUCCCACUUUGGAUUGCUACCUUGCUGGUCAUCACCAUUGGGAUCACUGUAGGUGCUUUGAUUCUUAUAUUUGGCUUUCCAUUUGGUGAUCCCACAGGAGAUAUGGUUGCUGCCGCUGAAGGUGUCGGGGCAACCGUGGUUGGCAUCUCUGCAGCAGGAAUAAUUAGAGUUGCUAUUACAGUGAUUAGAAAUGCUAUUGUUACCCAGAAGGUCACAGUGGAGCAAAAAAUGAAUCGUACAGACAUGAGCUCCCAGUUGGGCUUCAUGAGCGAUGUGAAGAGGGAGGUUAAGGCAAUCACUUGUUACCUCAAACUCAUUGAGGUCUUCCAAAGGCAGAAAAUUAAAGUCGUCCUAGAGAUUACAAACUUAGACAAGUGCAUGCCGGACAAAGUGGUAGGAGUUCUGAAUGCCAUGAAUAUUCUCCUCUCUGAUCCCAAUGCUCCAUUUAUUUCCAUCUUGGCUGUAGACACCAGUAUCAUUGUGGAAUGUGUUGAAAGCUCUCAGAUGUUAAAAGGCAUGGCUAACAAUGGCUAUCAGUUCCUAAACCGAAUCAUAACAUUGCCAUUCAGUAUCCCCAAAAUGGACUGUGAGACUAAAUUGUUCUGCCUGAGAAAUAUAAUUGAGGGGAAGGGUGAGCUAAUGCGAGAAACGGAGGAAGAUAUGACAGUAGACUCUGAUAUACCAAGUGAAAAAGAUCAGCUCCUGCUUCGACAACGAGUUGUCCCACACAAUGAUUUUGUUGUUAGUGACAUUCCCUUGAUGGUCACAAGCUCCUGUGAGCAGGGACAAUCCAACAACUUUCUACCAGAUAAAGGAAAAAAGACAAAAACCUUAAUAGAUGAAGCCUUCAGAUACCUUUUUGAUGAGAGGAUGAAAGAUUAUGUCACUGACAAUGUUGUCCACAUCAGGAGGGUGGUGAAUACCAUCACCAUAACCAUCAGACUAAUGAUUAGGGAUGUGCCAAGAACACAGAUAAAGCCUCACAAGGUGGCAGAGUGGGUGCUUCUGGCUACCCAAUGGCCUUGCCGCCUAAGUUGGAUAUUGCAGUGCAUAGAAGAUGAACAACAGAGGAAUUGCCUUGAUGAACAAGAUGCGGCUAGUGAAUAUUCUAUAUACUCUAGAACUUUACUCUGGGAUGUUUUUGAAAAGUCCCUGGAAGAGCUGGAUGCCAUUAAGUCAAGCCUUAAACAUCUCCUGGAGCUGGACGGAGAUCCUGAGAUUUUUCAUAAACUAUUAUGUGACAACUUCACUGUGAAAGAUGCUAACUUUUUUCUGCCGUAUACUGUUAAUUUAGACUAUUCCAUUAAAAGAGAAAUGGAACUUCUACGAGGCAGCAAUAACAUGUGGGAAUCAAAGAAGAGCAACAGACUGACCAUGCUGUCUUUGCUGAAUAUGAGCAUAGAGGAAGUCUGCAAAGAGAUGGACAAGCUAGGUUUUCGGGAAGACAAUCUUACAUUGUAUCGACAGACGAUAAAAGAGCACAAUUUGAAUGGUAGAGCCCUUGUCUACAGUGAUAAUAAUGAGAUAAGAGAAACCUUGGGUAUGGGCCUGGGAGAUUGGACAUUAUUCAGUGUAUACUUCCUAGGAGUUCUGCCACCGCCUCCUGCUGCCCCCGCACCCACCCAAGUUUUUAACAAGCAGGAGGCUCCAAAACUUGGUGCUGAAAACCUCUUAAAAGGAAGCAUAAUGUCUCUAUACCUCUCAAAUGAAAAUCUCUGACAAGUGAAGGAAAUGGUCAAUAGAAAACUGUAAAUUUGAUCACCCUUACUGUGCGAUCAUCUUUAAUCUGUGGUGGUUAUCAUGAGAUAUACAUUUGCAUAAUUUAAGAACAAGUAAAAAAUAGAGUAAAGAAACUUUAUUUGGGACAAUUACAUUUACAUACCUGUUUAAUUUAAAUAUACAUCUGUGGUGAAAUUAUAUUAACCAAACCAUAGUUUCAGCACUACUGAAGUAUGACAGACACUGGCUGCUUUGUAUAUUGGCAGUUAUUUAUUUUCCUAAAGCAGUGUCAUUUAAGUGAUAUACUGCAUACCUACUUAUUGUGCACAUUGAGGAUAAAUACUGCUGUUAUAUAUAUUGGCAGUACAAACCUGUCUAAAAGCAUAAUAUAGAUUCCUUUUCACUCCACUGUGGCAAGCGCCUCUGCUUUGUAACUUGACAGCUAUAUACCAGUCUACAGUAUAAGUGUUUUUGAGUUUACACCAGCAGCAGUGGCGCACGCAGGGGGAGUUUCUGAAUACCUCAAAACCCACCCUGACAUGAUUAUUUUUCCACAUCUCCUGAGCAGUCAUUUAGGUGUGCAUUGAGAAUCAGUACUGCUGUGGUACAUAUUGGCAAUAUUUAUCUGCCUAAAUGCAGUACAGGUUGAGUAUCCCUUAUCCAAAUAUUCCGAAAUACGGAAUUUUGUGAGUGAGAUAGUGAAACCUUUAUUUUCUGAUGUAUCACUAUACACAAACUUUGUUUAAAACACAAAGUUAUUAAAAAUAUUGCAUUUAAAUGACCUUUAGACUGUGUGUAUGAGGUGUAUAUGAAACAUAAAUGAAUUGUGUGAAUGUACACACACAUUGGUGGUCAUUCCGAGUUGCUCUAGGUGCUCUUAGCAGCAUUGCAAACGCUAGGCCGCCGCCCUUUGGGAGUGUAUCUUAGUUUAGCAGAAUAGCGAACGAAAGAUUAGCAGAACUGCUACUAAAUAAUUCUUUGCAGUUUCUGAGUAGCUCCAGACCUACUCACAGAUUGCGAUCAGCUCAGUCCGUUUAGUUCCUGGUUUGACGUCACAAACACGCCCUGCGUUCGGCCAGCCACUCCCCCGUUUCUCCAGACACUCCCAUAUUUUUCCCUGACACUCCUGCGUUUUUUUGCAAACGCCGGGAAAACGCUGAGUUACCACCCAGAAACGCCCCAUUCCUGUCAAUCAUUUACCGAACAGGAGUGCGACUGAAAAGCGCCGCAGAAUCCACAGCAAAUCUGCUAAGUUUUUAGUUAAAUAACUAAGCCCAUGCGCCCUGCGUGCCUUGCGCAUGCGCAGAUUGCAACAAAUCGCUGCAUAGCGAAAAUCGUCAACGAGCGAACAAUUUGGAAUGACCCCCAUUGUUUAAUUCACAAAGUUGUUCAAAAUAUUGGCUAAAAUUACCUUCAGGCUGUGUGUAUAAGGUGUAUAUGAAACAUAAAUGCAUUCUGUGCUUAGACUUAGGUCCCAUCACCAUGAUAUCUCAUUAUGGUAGGCAAUUAUUCCAAAAUACGGAAAAAUCCGAUAUCCAAAAUACUUCUAGUCCCAAGCAUUUUGGAUAAGGGAUACUCAACCUGUAUAUGUAUCCCCGUAAUCCAAUAGUGACAGCUGCUACUAUGUAGUCUGCCAGUUAUAUAUCUGCCUAAAAGCACUACAUAUAUUCUCAUUAAUCCCACCAGGGUUGAGUGCUGCAGACUUGAAAUUUGGCAGCUAUACAGUAUAUUUGCCUAAAAGGAGUGUAUCUGUUUUACUACAUUCACAUUUGUUGUUCUUAUCAUAUUAUAUUUAUUCUGCAGGUUUUAUGGUCACACCUAGAAUUCAAUGGGCAUCAAAAAUUAGAUUUUCUACUCACAUACACACAGGCUUUUCAGUAUAUGGCAAUACAUUUUUCAAAAUAAAUUUACAAAUAUAGAUUUUGGAUGUAUUUAUGCCAUCUUUAUUGUCCAAAAAAAUGCAAACCAAAAGAGUUCUAGAUGAUAUAUUUUAUUAUUGGUUCACAGUACAGCAUUUGUGUAAUGUACAUAUAAUUCACAUUAAUCAAGGAAAGAAUAUUAACAUCCACAACCACUACAUAACUAAUUGUUUAGAAAUUGUUACAUGCUUUACUGGUGUUAACGCAUUACAGAUUGGGUCAGAUGUAAUGGAGUCCCAGGUGGCCGGAGGUGCGGGUUCCCCGCAGCACUCGGAUGUUUUUUUCAAGCGGCAAUCGUGUACAAGGCAUGGUUUUACCCCUUUAAAAAAUUGUCUGAGUUCGGCAGGGGGUGGUCUUCAGUUUGACGGCUGUUGGGAUCCCAGCGCACAGUAUACCAGCGAAGGAAUACCGACACACGGCAUACUGACACCUUUUCUCCCUCUUGGGGGUCCACGACCCCCCUGGAGGGCCCCGCAAGGGACUCAUUUGCGCUCGCCCAGCUGUCGGUAUGCCGGUGGUCAGGAUUACGGCGCCGGUAUGCUGGUCGCCGGAAGCCCGGCCGCCGGCAUACCAUACUACACCUUUCGGCAGGGAACCCGUACCUCCAGCCAACUCGGACUUCAUUACAUCUGGCCCAUUGUACCAAUGAGUUUAUAUUAGUAUGAAACUUUCUGCUAUUGAAUACAAAUGAUACUUAUAGUGUCUACUGAGCCACGUGAUUUUUUUUUUACAUUUUGAACAUUAUUUUUCAUUUUUUGUUAUUGUGCACUAUUUGGGUCUGGUAUUUGUGUUUUUUAUAUUUCCCUUUUGUAUGUUUGUAAUUAUUUUCAGUGAUCAGAGUUUAUAAUUUAAGGUAUAUGGAAUAAAAUCUGUUUUACAAUU